Messenger RNA from Cynara cardunculus var. scolymus (artichoke), 667 nucleotides. Its product is annotated as 14 kDa proline-rich protein DC2.15-like. Bases 74 to 433 code for a protein of 119 amino acids. NCBI's taxonomy places the organism in Eukaryota, Viridiplantae, Streptophyta, Magnoliopsida, Asterales, Asteraceae. The record is from RefSeq and is a predicted model, not a curated record. The transcript has a single exon.
AAACUAGCUACUACUCCUUGAACCUUUAAGUACUCUAGCUAGUUACUACUUGAUAUCCCAAAAGCACUUAAAAAUGGCUUCCGCCAGGGCUUUGGGAACAACUGCUUUUCUCCUCACUCUCAACCUUCUCUUUUUUACUUUGGUAAGUGCAACCUCAUCUUCACCAAAGGCCACUUGCCCUAGAGAUGCUCUCAAGUUGGGUGUGUGUGCCAACUUGCUGAAUGACUUGGUGCAUGGCGUCGUUGUAGGAGCCCCACCGAAAACACCUUGUUGUUCCCUCAUUGAGAACCUUGUUGACCUCGAGGUAGCAGUCUGCCUUUGUACCGCCAUUAAAGCUAAUGUGUUGGGUAUUAACCUCAAUGUUCCAGUAUCCUUGAGCUUGUUGGUUAACUACUGUGAAAAGGACGUUCCUUCCGGCUUCCAAUGUGCAUAGAAAGUAAAGCAUUCCAUUUUCAAGUGUAUUUUCGUUUCUUUGAUCAUGUCAUCUUUGCUCUACUUUGGGUGUGUUAAGUUUGCAUUCAUGGUGUCUCGUUAAAUGUUUAUUUGAAGUGAAAGGCUCCCCAAUAUUGCUUGUACCGUGUCAUUUCUUGUGUACAAUUGUAAUUUUAGAUCCUGUCAUAAUUAAUAUGACUGAGAUUAUUUAUAUGUAUUCAAAAUUUAUGUCAUC